AUGUUUUAUCCUCUUUUUAUUUUUACAGAAAGAAGAAUUGCAUCAUACCUCAGUGCAAUUGGGCAGAAGUUCCUAUCUGUAUACCGAUCAUGUGGCACCUACAUUGCUUUCUUGACUAUUCUUUUUACAGUAUACAUGGUGAAGCCUAAUUACACAUCAUUCGGUUACUUAUUCCUUCUCCUCCUGUGGAUUAUUGGAAGACAACUUGUUGAGAAAACAAAAAGACAGCUUUGGCUUCCGUUGAAAGUAUAUGCAAUUUCAGUGUUUAUCUUCAUAUACAGCUUGAGCAGCUUCUCAAGCCUCGAGAUGUAUUUGUCCAGAAUGAUAGAUCUCUAUUUUUAUCUGGGAUAUGACUCAAAAGCAUCAUCUUUUGACAAUGUUUGGGAGUCUCUAGCAGUCUUAAUUGUUAUGCAACUUUAUAGCUAUGAGAGGAGGCAGAGCAAGCAGAACAGACAGGUUUACUUGGUUCAGUUGGAACCAGGGCCACUUGGGUUUAUCAAGCGAUUGCUUAUCUGGCACAGCCAGAAGAUCUUGUUUAUUGCUUUGUUUUAUGCAUCGUUAUCCCCAAUCAGUACAUUUGGGUUCUUGUAUCUUCUUGGCUUGGUUUUCUGCUCCACAUUACCAAAAAUUUCUAGUAUCCCAUCCAAAUCUUUCUUAGUAUACACAGGUUUUCUGGUGACAGCCGAGUAUCUUUUCCAGAUGUGGGGUGAGCAAGCUAAAAUGUUUCCUGGUCAAAAGUACUCUAAUAUAUCGAUCAUCUUGGGCUUCUGUGUAUACAGUCCAGGAUUUUGGGGUCUAGAAUCAGGAUUAAGGGGGAAAGUGCUGGUUAUCGUGGCUUGUACUCUUCAAUACAAUGUCUUCCGUUGGCUGGAAAGGAUGCCAAAUAUAGUUCUAAGCAAUGAACAGUGGGAAGAACCUUGUCCUUUGUUUGUUUCCACAGAAGAUGCAUUUGAUGAUGUUACUAUAUGCAAUGAGGAAAGUAAACCGCCAUGUAAUCCACACCCGCCAGCUGCAUUACAAGAAGGGGCAUCUAGCAAGUCGCCGAAAAUUAUGACCUCUGGUUUGCCUCGAGCACAUGAUACUCCAUCUGCUAAUACUGGAGGUUCUGACAGUAACAGCAAAAAGUAUUCAUUCGGGUUUAUCUGGGGAAGCAACAAGGAGAGCCACAAGUGGGACAAGAUGCGAAUUGUUUCUUUGAGAAAGGAGCGGUUUGAAACACAGAAAACUGUCUUAAAAAUAUAUAUGAAAUUUUGGAUGGAGAAUAUAUUUAAUCUGUUGGGUCUUGAGAUAAACAUGCUCACUUUACUACUGGCAAGCUUUGCCUUGUUAAAUGCACUAUCGAUGCUAUAUAUUGCACUGCUUGCUGCUUGUAUUCUUCUGAAUCGGCAAGUUAUCCGCAAAAUCUGGCCCAUAUUUGUCUUUUUGUUUGCUUCCAUUCUCAUCCUGGAAUAUUUUGUCAUCUGGAAGGAUAUGUCACCUUUGAAUUCCCAUGCUACAAGUGAGAUUCAUUGCCAUGACUGCUGGAAAACUUCAACUCUGCAUUUCCAUUAUUGUGAGAAAUGUUGGCUUGGACUUGUUGUUGAUGAUCCCCGAAUGCUGAUCAGCUACUUUGGGGUCUUCAUGCUGGCUUGUUUCAAACUUCGUGCUGAUCGCCUGUCUAGCUUUUCAGGAUCGUCGACAUACCGUCAGAUUAUGUCUCAACGUAAAAACACAUUUGUUUGGAGAGAUCUAUCGUUUGAAACUAAAAGCAUGUGGACCUUUCUUGAUUAUUUAAGGCUUUACUGCUAUUGCCACCUGUUAGAUCUUGUGCUAAUAUUAAUUUUGAUUACUGGAACAAUGGAGUACGAUAUUUUGCAUCUUGGUUAUCUUGCCUUUGCUCUGGUAUUCUUUCGCAUGAGACUUGAAAUACUGAAGAAGAAGAACAAAAUAUUCAAGUUCUUGCGUGUAUACAAUUUUGUUGUUAUUAUACUUUCUCUUGCUUAUCAGUCUCCUUUUGUUGGGGGGCCAAGUGCUGGAAAGUGUGACACAGCAAAUACCAUCUAUGAGAUGAUUGGUUUUUAUAAAUAUGAUUAUGGUUUUCGGAUUACUGCAAGAUCUGCAAUUGUAGAGAUUAUCAUUUUUGUGCUGGUAUCACUUCAGUCAUACAUGUUUUCCUCUCAAGAGUUUGAUUAUGUGUGUCGCUACCUGGAAGCAGAGCAAAUUGGUGCAAUUGUGCGUGAGCAAGAGAAAAAGGCUGCAUGGAAAACUGAACAAUUACAACAAAUUCGUGAAAGUGAGGAGAAAAAACGACAGCGUAAUAUGCAGGUGGAGAAGAUGAAAUCUGAAAUGCUGAACCUGCAAAUACAGCUCCAUAGCAUUAACACAUCCACUAAUUGCAUUGAUGGAUUUUCUCACAGCAGUGAGGGUUUAAGAAGGAGAAGGAGUGCUUCUCUUAUAUCAAAUAAUGACAUUGGAAUUCCUGAUAAAGAAGACCAGGUUUUGGGGAGACUUGAUGCUGUUUUCCCAACUGAAUCACAUGAAUCAUCUGCUUGCAUGGAUGUAGAAACUCCAUUAACAGAGGAGUACAUAAAGCAAUCAGCCGAUUCUCCUCUGUGUGAAAUUACUGAAAUAGACAUUGAUACUCCUUCUAGUGAGUCAGGAAAAAAAGGAAACGUUAAAGGGCCAGCAAAAGAAAACCCAUUGAAAUCUGCUGUACAAUUAUUUGGUGAUGGUGUUUCCCAGGUGCAGUCCAUUGGAAAUCAGGCUGUUAAUAACUUAGUGAGCUUUCUGAAUAUUUCACAAGAAGAUUCUGAUUCCAAUGAACACACAAACACAGAGGAUCAGAUAUAUGAUGAGAUGGAAAGUCAGAAAUCUCGGCCUGUAUAUUUGGAUCGGGCUUCAUCUUUGCAGUCUGAUAGAAGUUCUGAUGCUGCAAGUCUGCAGUUAGGAAGGAUCUUUCGUUAUAUAUGGUACCAGAUGCGGUCCAACAAUGAUGUAGUAUGUUACUUUUGCUUUGUUCUUGUGUUCUUAUGGAACUUCAGUUUGCUAUCAAUGGUGUAUCUUGGCGCUCUUUAUCUGUAUGCUUUAUGGGUGAAUACAGGCCCAAGUUACAUCUUCUGGGUUAUCAUGUUGAUCUAUACAGAACUUUACAUUUUACUUCAGUAUUUGUAUCAAAUCAUCAUCCAGCACUGUGGGUUGAGUAUUGAUCCUGGCCUGUUGAGAGAAUUAGGUUUUCCAAUACACAAGGUCACGUCUUCAUUUGUUGUCAGUUCAUUGCCUCUUUUUCUUGUCUAUUUAUUUACCCUCAUUCAAAGUUCCAUAACACCCAAGGAUGGUGAAUGGAUGUCUUCUACCGACUUCAAAUUUAAGAGGAAUGAUCUCCACACAAAAGAUAAUCCAACUCGUUAUAGCUGGCGAGAGAAAGCAUGGUAUCUGCUAACUCAGAUGACUAACAUGGUAAAACUGGUAGUGAGAAGUUUUUUUAGGUACUGGAAAUCACUCACACAGGGAGCAGAAUCACCUCCUUAUUUUGUUCAGGUGUCUAUGGAUGUCAACUUCUGGCCAGAGGACGGGAUUCAACCAGAGAGAAUUGAAUCUGGAAUUAAUAAGUUACUCAGAGUUAUCCACAAUGAUAAGUGCAAGGAAAAGAACCCAAAUAUUUGCUCUUUUGCUAGUAGGGUUAACAUUCAAAGCAUUGAAAGAAGUAAAGAGAAUUCCAGUGUUGCCUUAGUGGUUUUCGAGGUUGUGUAUGCCUCACCUGUAACUGAUUGUUCUUUAGCAGAAUGGAAUAAAUCUUUAACUCCAGCAGCUGAUGUUGCCAAGGAAAUUCUCAAAGCUCAGCGUGCAGGUUUUGUAGAAGAAGUGGGUUUCCCUUACCGUAUUCUUUCUGUAAUUGGUGGAGGCAAGAGAGAAAUUGAUCUGUAUGCCUACAUAUUUUGUGCAGAUUUGAUUGUAUUCUUUCUUGUUGCCAUCUUCUACCAGUCUGUCAUAAAAAACAAAAGUGAGUUCCUCGAAGUGUAUCAGCUUGAAGACCAGUUUCCAAAAGAAUAUGUCUUUAUGUUGAUGGCUAUCUUCUUCUUGAUUGUACUUGAUCGUAUAAUAUACCUCUGCUCAUUUGCCACGGGGAAAGUGAUAUUCUAUAUUUUCAACCUCAUUCUCUUCACGUAUUCAGUUACAGAGUAUGAUUGGCAAUUGGAUCCAUCUCGACAGCAUGCAGCUCAGUUUGCUCUCCGUGCCAUAUUUCUUGCGAAAGCAGUUUCCCUAGGAUUGCAGGCUGUACAAAUCCGAUAUGGCAUUCCUAACAAGAGCACAUUGUAUCGACAAUUUUUGACUAGUGAAGUUUCACGAAUCAACUACUUAGGAUAUAGACUUUAUCGUGCUCUGCCAUUCCUUUAUGAAUUACGGUGCGUACUUGAUUGGUCGUGCACAACUACAUCCCUCACCAUGUAUGACUGGCUAAAGCUUGAGGACAUAAACGCGAGUUUGUACCUUGUCAAAUGUGAUUCAGUCUUGAAUAGAGCUACACACAAACAGGGGGAGAAGCAAACGAAAAUGACCAAAUGCUGCAAUGGGAUUUGCCUGUUUUUUGUACUGAUAUGUGUUAUAUGGGCUCCAAUGCUGAUGUAUAGCAGUGGUAACCCCACAAACAUUGCAAACCCCAUUAAAGAAGCUAGCUUUCAAGUUGAUAUCAAGACAGUGAGUGGAAGGUUGAAUUUGUACCAAACUACUCUGUGUGAAAGAAUCCAGUGGGAUUCACUCAAUUCGGAAGUCAAUGCUGAUCCCAAUGGCUAUUUAAAUGCAUAUAAUACGAAUGAUAUCCAGUUGAUAUGUUGUCAAGCUGAUGCUAGUACAUUAUGGCUUGUUCCACUUGUUGUUCAGAAUAGAUUGAUUCAGUCCCUCGAGUGGUAUACCGACAUGGAAAUUUUUUUCUCCUGGGUACUUUCAAGGGACAGGCCAAAAGGGAAAGAGGUUGUGAAAUAUGAAAAGACCAUUGAUCCACAAUAUCUCCCAAUACAGUCUGAUGUUCAAAAAGUUCUUAACGGCUCUAUGAACAGCUUUAGGCUUUAUAAUGUUUAUCCAAGAUACUUCCGUGUCACUGGUUCAGGCGACGUUAGACCUUUGGAGGAGGAUGGUGCUGUUAAUGCUGAUCUCGUUUUAAAUCGUGAGCAGCUUGAGUGGUGGGCCUUUAAAGAUGUUAAUCCACCAAAUAUAAGUAGAUUUUGUGGUGGUUUGACAGGACCUAUGGCAAUCAUAGUAUCUGAGGAAACACCACCACAGGGUAUUCUUGGUGACACACUCAGCAAGUUCAGCAUAUGGGGGCUUUACAUAACCUUUGUUCUAGCUGUUGGACGCUUCAUCAGACUCCAGUGUUCCGACUUAAGGAUGAGAAUUCCCUUCGAGAAUCUACCUUCAUGUGAUAGGUUAAUAGCCAUUUGCGAGGAUAUAUAUAAUGCAAGAGCUGAGGGUGAGCUUGGAGUUGAAGAGGUCCUUUACUGGACACUGGUGAAGAUAUAUCGGUCCCCGCACAUGCUGCUUGAGUACACCAAACCUGAUUAA
Molecule: messenger RNA, 5535 nt
Organism: Vicia faba (fava bean)
Lineage: Eukaryota; Viridiplantae; Streptophyta; Magnoliopsida; Fabales; Fabaceae
Source: the annotation of a GenBank genome assembly